Molecule: messenger RNA, 357 nt
Organism: Penicillium malachiteum
Lineage: Eukaryota; Fungi; Ascomycota; Eurotiomycetes; Eurotiales; Aspergillaceae
Exons: 3
Coding region: 1-357 (118 amino acids)
Source: RefSeq, a predicted model, not a curated record
AUGUCUCUCAACGUUUACAACCCCAGUGGUUAUAUCUUUAACCGGAAUCUCCAAGGGAGCAUUCGUCUUAACUAUCAGCACUUUUUGAUGACCCAACUUACGGGGAAUGAGCUUCUUCACAAGUCAACCAAGGAGCUCGUUGAUGUCUCAACUCCACUGCGGGUCGCAGAUAUCGCAACUGGCACAGCAAUCUGGCCAUUGAGCUUGGCUCGUGCCUAUCCCCAUUGGCAGAUCGAUGGAUUCGACAUCUCGAACGCUCAGUAUCCAUUUGCUGCAUCAAUCCCAGCCAAUGUCAGCCUUUACGAGCAUAACACCUUCCAGCCGUUCCCAGUGGAAUACCACGGAAAAUAUGAAUGA